Molecule: messenger RNA, 1511 nt
Organism: Indicator indicator
Lineage: Eukaryota; Metazoa; Chordata; Aves; Piciformes; Indicatoridae
Gene: ARL6IP1
Product: ADP ribosylation factor like GTPase 6 interacting protein 1
Exons: 6
Coding region: 1-612 (203 amino acids)
Source: RefSeq, a predicted model, not a curated record
AUGGCGGAGGGUGACAACAACAGCGUCUACCAGCUGGCUACAGAAACUUCUAGCUUGGAAGAACAGUUGCAAGGAUGGGGAGAAGUGAUUCUGCUGACUGAUAAAGUCCUUCGCUGGGAGAGACCCUGGUUCCCCCUGGCACUCAUGAGUGUGGUUUCUUUUUCCUUUCUGAUGAUUUACUACUUGGACCCAAGUGUUCUUUCAGGUGUCUCCUGUUUCGUAAUGUUCCUCUGCUUGGCUGAUUAUCUUGUUCCUGCUCUUGCACCUAGAAUAUUUGGCUCCAAUAAAUGGACUACAGAACAGCAGCAAAGAUUUCAUGAGAUCUGCGGCAAUCUGGUCAAGUCUCGUCGCCGAAUUGUGGGCUGGUGGAAACGUCUCUUCACGCUUAAGGAAGAGAAGCCUAAAAUGUACUUCAUGACCAUGUUGUUUUCUCUUGCUGUGGUUGCCUGGAUUGGACAGCAAGUCCACAAUCUCUUUCUGACCUAUCUUAUUGUAAGUUUCUUGUUGCUGUUUCCUGGACUAAAUCAGCAUGGGAUCAUUACAAAGUAUGUUGGAAUGGCCAAAAGGGAGAUAAACAAACUUCUUAAGCACAAGGAAAAGAAAAAUGAAUGAAGACUGAAGUGCUGUUCACUCUUGUGAAAGGUUUCCUUGGGAACAGUUUUAAGAAUUAAUGUAUAAUUAAGACAAUAGAAGUUGUAUUGCUCACUGGCUUUUUUUUUUCUUUUGAUUGGCUCUCUGAUGAAGUGAAAAUGCCACUAGCAACUGCUGUGGAUUUGUCUCUCACUGUGCUGUCUAGGGUUCUGCAGCCUGCAGCUGCUCUUAUGUGGAAGAUCCUGACCUUUGAUGUACAGAGCUUAACUAAGAGGCCGUGUGAAUAAAUACCCCAACUCAAAACCAUCAGCAUGGUAAUGGCUGAUAACAGUACCUGAGAUAGUUCCACUGAUGAUUAGUUUGUGGCUACAGCAAGUAUAAAAAGUUCUGAAAGCUUACACUUCUUGGAAGCUUGUUACUACUGAUGCUUGUGGAGGGAGGACAAUUAACUGAAUAGGAAUGAUCACAGCUGGGGUUGCAUACCCAAAAUCAGGGCAGUUGAUGAUCCCUUUGUCUCACUGAUUCUGUUUGCUUUUUUUGGCUGCAUAUACCUGAUUAUCUGUGAAUAGGGGUCUGGAAUAUAUAAAUCUGUAGUUCAGUUAUUUAGCUGUAGUGUAAACUUCAUUGCACUGAGACUGUAGAAAAAGAGUUAAGGUGUGUGUUACCUUAACAGCUGAUUGUCCUGAAAACUGCUGUUGUCAUGGAGCCAUGUAGCACCUUUGGUUGUAUGAAUGUUGUGUCUGUAUACAGAAUCACUUUGAUGAUGCUAGGUUUGUCUCUGUAAAUAAGCCUGUCUGUAUUGGUUGUGCUUUUUUUACUAUGAUCUCUCCUUCCUUUUUUUAAAACUGACCUUUUUUUUCUUUAGAAAGCUAAAACCUGUGUUAAUGCAUUUUGAAAGUUUACUGUUUUAAAAUAAACUC